AUGCUACCCCUGGUGAGGACCAUGGCUCUGUUUCCAUCGCUCUCUCUCCUUCUUCUGAGUGUGGUGACAACAUCUUAUUCAGAAAUAGAACCCGAUGAGAACCUUCAAAAGACCUGCCCUGUGAUCACCUGUGCUUCUCCAGGCAUCAAUGGCUUGCCAGGCAGAGAUGGGCGUGAUGGCCCCAAGGGAGAAAAAGGAGAACCAGGCCAAGGGCUCAGAGGCAUUCAAGGUCCCCCUGGAAAGUUGGGGCCUCAAGGAAAUCCAGGACCCCCUGGGCUACCAGGAAGUGUGGGCCAAAAAGGAGACCCUGGAAAAUGUCCAGAGCGUGAUGAUCGCCUGGCUGCUUUAGAAAGAGAAGCUCUGCGCUCAGAAUUGGAACGUGUCAAAGAAUGGCUGGCCUUUGGUCUGGGCAAACAAGUUGGAAAGAAGUUCUUCUUGACCAAUCGUCAAAAGAUGAGCUUUGACAAAGUGAAGGCAGUGUGCACCCAUUUCCAUGCCUCCGUGGCCACCCCCAUGAAUGCUGAAGAGAACACGGCCAUCCUGCAUAUAACAGGAGGAGAUGCCUUCCUGGGCAUCACAGAUGAGGAGAAAGAAGGUCAUUUUGUGGAUCUGACAGGAAGGCCUGUGGCCUACCAAAACUGGAAUGAUAAUGAGCCCAACAAUGCUGGCUCUGGGGAACAUUGUGUGAUGAUCCGGACUGAUGGCACAUGGAAUGACAUCAACUGCACAGCCUCCCUUUUGGCAGCUUGCGAGUUCUCUGUCUGA
Myotis lucifugus (little brown bat) is the source of this 765-nucleotide messenger RNA. RefSeq names its product mannose-binding protein C. The record is from RefSeq and is a predicted model, not a curated record. Gene Ontology annotation, cellular component: multivesicular body; rough endoplasmic reticulum. Lineage: Eukaryota; Metazoa; Chordata; Mammalia; Chiroptera; Vespertilionidae. The transcript has 5 exons. Gene Ontology annotation, biological process: surfactant homeostasis; positive regulation of phagocytosis. The coding region runs from base 1 to 765 and encodes 254 amino acids.